Linum trigynum is the source of this 1275-nucleotide messenger RNA. The record is from the annotation of a GenBank genome assembly. Lineage: Eukaryota; Viridiplantae; Streptophyta; Magnoliopsida; Malpighiales; Linaceae.
CUUUAUCUUCCUGCAAGGGUAUUUAUACUCUCUCAGAUCAGUGUGCAUUCUCAUCGAAUUUCUUCACUUCCAAUUCAAAAGAUCUCUACUUCUUCUAAGUCAGUAUGGCAGGAAUCAAUCCCCAUGUCCCCUUGCAUCUGGCUCAAGCAGCCAUCUUUACUGGAAAGGGAUUCAGAAGCGCGGAGGACUAUGCUCUCUAUCUCAUUAAGUUUCAAGAUCAUCCCUUGUGUCCCUCUAUCUCCUUUGAUCCAGCCCGCUUCAAUCGUUAUGACAUGAACAUCCCUGGGUUGACCAAUGUUGUAGGCUGGUCAAAUCUUCCGCUGGAUCAGUGUUACAGCUUUCGUCCAGAAGCUGUACGCAUGUUUUAUGUCAACAUGCAACCAUAUUUUAACACUGAUCCUCCCACCUUCACCACUGUGGUGUACAACUAUCUGCUCACAAUCUCGGUUGACAUUCUCUCAUAUCUUCUCGGCUAUCCUAUUGCUGGUACUGAAGUUUUGGAUGAAGGGGACUUCCAGGAAGUGGGUUUCAAUGAAGUUGAAGCCAUUCGUCUGUAUACAAGGGAUACAGGUGAAUACUAUCCUUCUCUGAUUGCCACUGGACGUCUCCCUAACGAUCUCAAAGUGCUCCACUUCUUCAUCACUCGGGUUUUUCUUCCCCGCUCUCAUGGACUUAAUAGGAUUUACCCUAUAGACAUGUGGAUUCUUGCUAGUGCCAAAGAAAAUCGCCCUAUCAGCUAUCCCCAUCUCAUGUUUAAUCAUAUGCUCCAUUACUGCGAUGACAAUUUCAAUGAGGAGCUCCCCUUUGCUCCUCAAAUCACUCUGCUGUUGCACGCUCUAGGCAUUGAUCUUCGCUACAAAGUAGCUAGGGUUGAUCUGAUUGAUACCCUUCGCGCUCAGUUUGUCCUUCGCAAGGUGAAUGCCUUUGUUGGUCGUAGGCGUCCUCGAGUCAAUGCUUCAGGGGGAGAAGGGGCGGCUGUAGUUCCUGCAGCACCCUUAGCAGCUGAUCCUGAAGAUGAAGCUGUUCCUGAAGUUGUUCCUGAGGAACCAGUAGCGGCUGAAGAUCUUGAAGAUGGACUCAGCAUUGCUGAUCUGGAGGAAGAGCUAGGUGGAGAUGAGGGGGAGAUCUCUGACUACCUGUCUUCCCCAACUUUCCCUUUCUAAGCUCGCUGGGUUAUCAUAGGAGUUUUGUGUAGGGGGAGCUUAAGUUUGUUUGGUCUUGUGUUGAGUCGAACCAGAAGUGUUUUGUUUUCAAGAAUAAAGCUCUAUGUAAGAG